Penicillium canariense is the source of this 1074-nucleotide messenger RNA. RefSeq lists its product as uncharacterized. Gene Ontology annotation, cellular component: Rad51B-Rad51C-Rad51D-XRCC2 complex; replication fork; Rad51C-XRCC3 complex. Bases 1 to 1074 code for a protein of 357 amino acids. Gene Ontology annotation, biological process: meiotic DNA recombinase assembly; reciprocal meiotic recombination; DNA repair. Gene Ontology annotation, molecular function: ATP hydrolysis activity; ATP binding; ATP-dependent DNA damage sensor activity. The record is from RefSeq and is a predicted model, not a curated record. Lineage: Eukaryota; Fungi; Ascomycota; Eurotiomycetes; Eurotiales; Aspergillaceae. The transcript is spliced from 4 exons.
AUGAGCAUCAACAACGACCUGUUCGGCCUCGACAGCCAAGACACGCUUCCUGUGGUCUCCAUCUCAGCCUCGCAGUCGUUAAACGCGUCAGCUGCUGCUGGGGAGCCGAUCCGCACUGGACUGGCGCGUCUAGACGAGGCUCUAAAUGACUCGCCUGCAGAUCAGCGGCGACCUGGUGGGAUCCUUCGUGGACAGAUUACAGAGAUUUUUGGGCCGCCCGGAGUAGGCAAGACCUCUCUAGCACUAAGCGUUGCAUCCCAUGCCCUCCGCGAUGGCGGGAAAGUGGUCUGGAUCGAUACCGGAUCCCCCCUCGCCUCUCGAUCACAGUCCCUGAUCCCGGAAUUGGACAGCAUGCUCUACUUCCGGGCCCCGACUCUGCCGCACUUACUCGCUCUCCUCCUCCGCUCACCCAAGGACUUCCCACCCGAGGAGACGUCCGUGAUCGUCAUCGACUCUGUCUCAUCCCUAUUUCCAUCUUACUUUCCCAGCGCAGCAGAACUAAAGGACCGGUUCACGCAAGGCAAAAUCACUGACAAGCUGCAGCUGCAGUGGCUAUUAAACCGCAAAUGGAACGUCACCAGCGAUCUCGCAACGCACCUUGCGCGUCUCGCCGCGCGGAACAUCGCUGUUCUAGCCCUCAAUCAGACGCACACCAAGAUCAAGGGCCAACCGCGCGCGACACUGCACCCUGUCUUGGCCGGGGGUGCGUGGGAAACGAGUGUGCAGACACGGAUUGUGCUGUAUCGCGAUCUACCUGACAUGCGAUUUGCAGAGAUCACCAAGAGAGCGGGAAAGACGGUACCUGUGCGGUUGACAGAGUUGAUUGUCCCGUUUCGCAUUGAAUCUGUAAGAGAGCAUUCCUACAUGCCCGGGCGUCCAAGUGAUCUCAUUAAUCUUACCCUUCGCCCUUCCCAGGACGGACUCUGCGACGUGGAGGAGCCGAAAUCUCCCGAGUCACUGGAGCCAACUCCUAGUCGCAAGCGCAAGGCAGAGAAUGAAAUUGCCGAUAGCCAGGACGAAGACUCGGAAGAAGAGUACGCGUGGAUGGGUGAGGCUGUGCUGGAUCCCAGUUGA